Molecule: messenger RNA, 477 nt
Organism: Lathyrus oleraceus (garden pea)
Lineage: Eukaryota; Viridiplantae; Streptophyta; Magnoliopsida; Fabales; Fabaceae
Exons: 1
Coding region: 1-477 (158 amino acids)
Source: RefSeq, a predicted model, not a curated record
AUGGUAAGAGCAGAAAUACCUAAACUAGAAUGUGAACCACAGUUGCAUGAAGCUGUUGUAAGACAUAUGAUCCACGGACCUUGCAGCAUAAUCAACCGGAAGUCUCCAUGUAUGAAAGACGGACAUUGUAACAAAAGGUAUCCCAAACAAUUCUUGGAUGAAACACGUCAAGGCACUGACUCAUAUCUCGAGUAUAGGAGAAAGUUUGAUGAGUCUGUAUCGUUAGGUAAAGAUAGGUCUGUCGAUAAUAGAUGGGUGGUUCCUUAUAACCCUUGGUUACUGUUAAAGUAUGACUGUCACAUCAAUGUAGAGAUUUGCAGUAACAUUAAAAGUAUCAAGUAUCUAUACAAAUAUGUGUACAAGGGUCCUGAUCGUGUGGUUAUGGAGGUUCAUAAAGGAUCAUACAUGGAUGAAGUUCAGCAAUAUGUUGAUGCAAGAUGGAUUUGUGCUCCCGAGGCAUUAUGGAAAAUAUUUUGA